UGUGGUGAGAUUGGUGAGUGUGGCGGUAACACUCACCAGUCACAGCCAGCCACUCACCACACAGCAGCCCGUCAUCAUGGUGGUGUCGGACGCGGGGAACUGGUGCCUCAUCGAGAGUGACCCGGGCGUGUUCACUGACCUCAUACAGAAAUUUGGUGUGAAGGGUGUGCAGGUGGAAGAGAUAUGGAGCUUAGAUGAAGAGUCUUUUUCAUCCCUGAAACCUGUCCACGGCCUCAUCUUCCUGUUCAAAUGGCAGCAGGAGGAGCAGCCAUCAGGGUCCGUCGUUCAGGACAACCGGCUUGACAAAAUAUUUUUUGCCAAGCAGAUGAUAAACAAUGCAUGUGCCACCCAGGCCAUCCUGUCAGUGCUGCUGAACACAAAGCACCAGGACAUCCAGCUGGGCAGCACCCUCAGUGAGUUCAGGGAGUUCACACAGACCUUUGAUGCCCAUAUGAAGGGACUUGCUCUGUCCAACUCGGACACCAUUCGUAACGUUCACAACUCCUUUGCCAGGCAAACUUUAUUUGAGUUUGACAAGCAACAACCCUCCGAGGAUGAGGACGUGUUCCACUUUGUUGGGUACAUUCCCAUCGAGGGCCGCCUGUACGAGCUGGACGGCCUGAAGGACGGACCCAUUGACCUGGGGCCCAUCUCCCCUAACACUGACUGGCUGAGUGUGGUGCAGCCCGUCAUCCAGCGCAGGAUUCAGAAGUACAGUGAGGGUGAAAUCCACUUUAACCUCAUGGCCAUUGUGAGCGAUCGCAAGAUGGUCAUAGAAAAGAAGAUUGCACAGCUCCAGAAGGAGAUGGAAGAGAGUGGCAUGGAUACAUCUAGUCAUGAGGAAGAGUUGACACAGCUGCGAGCUUCCCUGGAGACUGAGGAGAACAAGAGGGCUCGGUGGAGAGUUGAAAACAUCCGCCGGAAACAUAAUUACUUGCCUCUCAUUGUUAAUAUGAUGAAGAUUUUAGCCGAGGAAGGGAAGCUGCUGCCAAUCUACCACACGGCACGAGAGAAGGCAAAAGCACGUGAGAAGGCAAAAGUGCGUCAUGAUAAAGCCAAAGACAAGAAUAAAGAGAAGAGUGGAGUAUGACAGGUAGCAGACAACACCAGCUCAGGAGGACCACCGGAGAAUACAGUAGUGCAAGGAAGACCAAUGGCUGAGUGAUGGCUUCUUGUCAACCAACACGCUGACAAUUAUUGGUUAACUUUUAAAAUAUUUUAAAUAAAUUGUGAUUAAGUU
Molecule: messenger RNA, 1240 nt
Organism: Portunus trituberculatus (swimming crab)
Lineage: Eukaryota; Metazoa; Arthropoda; Malacostraca; Decapoda; Portunidae
Gene: Uch-L5
Product: ubiquitin carboxyl-terminal hydrolase isozyme L5-like
Exons: 7
Coding region: 77-1090 (337 amino acids)
Biological process (GO): protein deubiquitination; ubiquitin-dependent protein catabolic process
Cellular component (GO): cytoplasm
Molecular function (GO): cysteine-type deubiquitinase activity
Source: RefSeq, a predicted model, not a curated record